UCCUUGCUGCCUACAUGUGAGCUGCAGUGCUCCUUUACUCCUCCUCUCCCCUCUAGAGCAACCCUCCCCCUCUUUUGUGAGGUCUGCAGAUAAGAGACAGAAGGGAUAGAGCUGGCAGGCGAUCAGUACUGUAUCACUGCACCAGGAGGAGGUAGAAACAGAGAGAAGAGACCAGGGUCACUGCAGACAAGAAAGGGAUUCAGAAGCCUGUCUGCUCCACUGGGCGAUCAGAAGAGAUCAAGAACAGCUCACCUCUAGAAAUAAGCUGAAAAAUAAUAAGGUAUCUGCUUGGAGAAGACUCACCCCUCAGGGAGCAUGAUGCUCUCUACUGAUUGAUGAUCAGAAAAAGGAAAUCCAUCCGGAUCUUUAGGAGACUGGGCAGGCUGCAGCCUUAAACACUAAAUGGGGAUUGACUCACAGUGAGCAAUGCUAGCCCCCAACCGCCUCAGACUCAUCCACUUUCUCCACUGUUUAUGAAUCACUGAGUGUUUACCGGGAUUCUUAUUGGUGACGAGCUGAGUAAAACUGCAUUAUUGUUUUCACCCCCUCUAUAUUUACCACGAAGAGACUAUGGCUCAACUUUGAUGGUGUCACCGGUAGGGCAAUGCCUGUCGUGAUCUAAGUUUGUGGAGCAGAUUGCAUGAUUGAGGCUUGGCAUCCACUGUCCACAGCAUUGGUGACUGAUUGCAGAAGUAUUGUGCUCUGUAUCCUGAGAUACUGACUGGGAUCACAUUCUAAACAUUGGAGUCCCAGGGAAAAUGGCCACUCUCCUGCGGAAAAUAGGACUGAUCCGUCUUCACGACAGGGAUACAGAAGAUCCCAAGCAUUACCACCAUCACCGCAGCCAGCAAGGUUCACUGAAAAACGGCAAAGGGAAGAAUAGCAACAACAAGCCGCUAGGGGGCAUGGCAGGAGGAGGUGGUGGUGGUGGUGGUGGUGGUGGCGGCGGCAGCAGUGGAGGAGGCAGUAGUGGCUGCUGCAGCAACACCACCCCAGGCAAUGAAGGCAAUGGCCAGGCUGAGAUCAAGGGCAAAAAGGCCGAACAGUGUCACAAGGAUAAACAUGGCACUGCAGGAGGAAAGGAUAAAAACAACUCCAAGGAAACCAGCACCCCCACCAUCACCAAGGAGUCCAAGCAGCAAAGUGGUGUAGGAGGGGGUAAUGGAGGAGUAGGGGGCAAGCAAGGAGGGGGCUCCUCACUGCAACCACCGGUGCCACCCAACAGGCAGAACUGUACCCAGGUAAGGAGUAGACGCCUGAUGAAGGAGCUUCAAGACAUCCGCAAGCUAAGUGACCACUUCAUCUCAGUGGAGCUGGUGGAUGACAGCCUCUUUGACUGGAAUGUCAAGCUCCACCAGGUGGACAAGGACUCCACCCUCUGGCAGGACAUGAAGGAGACCAACACUGAGUUUAUAUUGCUCAACCUCACCUUCCCGGACAACUUCCCUUUCUCCCCACCCUUCAUGAGAGUGCUGAGCCCCAGGCUGGAGAAUGGAUAUGUGCUGGAUGGUGGGGCCAUCUGCAUGGAGCUGCUCACCCCCAGGGGUUGGUCCAGUGCCUACACGGUUGAAGCCGUUAUGAGGCAGUUUGCAGCUAGCCUGGUCAAAGGGCAGGGACGUAUCUGCAGGAAAGCAGGCAAGUCCAAAAAGGCCUUUAGCCGCAAGGAGGCAGAAGCGACAUUUAAGAGUUUAGUGAAGACUCACGAGAAGUAUGGCUGGGUCACCCCACCUGUGUCUGAUGGCUGACGCAAGAAUGCUUACUAUAGACAGACUUCAAGGAAGGGGGAUGGAAAUAACCUAACCAAGAAAAAGAAUAAAUAAAUGAAUAUAUUUAAGAAUAAAAAGAUCACAAUUCCAUCUCCUCAGUGCUGUACAUCAUUCAUUCAUCAGCCAUCCAUCCGUCCUUUUCUACUUCAGCUUCAAUUUAAGAAUGUGAUUGACAGGAAGACUUAAUUUAUUUAUGUCCAUAUGUGUUUACAAAAGAAGACAUGGAAAGAAAACAGAUUGUGAAAAAGAAUGUCGUGUUACAAUCAUUUUUCCAGACUGAUGAGGGAUCAUCUUCAGGUCACCGUAGAGCGGAGAUUGAAAUUACUUCAUUGUCCAUUCUAGACGCAUGAUUUUUCGGCUUCUUUCCCUGACAGCAAUGCCAAAAGGCAGCAGUGGAAAUUCCAUCUGCAGCCUCUCUGUUUAUUUAAAUGUAAAUGGAGCCGUUAAUAUUUAAUAAGCAAGCAGUGCUUUGCAGGUACAUGUUUGCUGUGCUGUUUAUCUUUGUCUCUUUUCCUGGCAGGUCAAGACAACUUUGAAGAUUUUGUCUUUUAUGUGGAGCUGUGGUCCGCUGUGACUCAAAAUUUAGACCUCAUUUGUGUUCGAUGUGAUCUGUGUUGGAUAACUGACGAAAUAUAACAGUGGAAAAAUUAAUACAGAGUAAUAGUGUGGAGCUAUUGAAAAAUAAAAAUUCACUUAAUAGUAAGUCAAGUGUGUGGCGUAAAGGAUUUAAAAGAAUACUGUUAAAAAUAAUUCUAAGGCCAGUAAAUAUGCAUUAUGGAUGCUUGCACUAGGCUCACUUUUCAUGUUAGAUGUAAGUCCUUUGAUUGUAUUUUAUUUAUUGAUUAUUGUUAUCGUCUGUGUUUUUAAAAAGUUGCUUGGGACAGAUGCGCAACAUAUAAAAUAUGCACACACAUUUUGUUUACAUAAUUGAUUGUAGAUGUAUAGAUUAAGAGAAAAAAAAGGUCAUAAAACUCCAAGCUUCA
Pelobates fuscus (common spadefoot toad) is the source of this 2749-nucleotide messenger RNA. RefSeq names its product ubiquitin conjugating enzyme E2 Q family like 1 (gene UBE2QL1). Bases 759 to 1745 code for a protein of 328 amino acids. The record is from RefSeq and is a predicted model, not a curated record. The transcript is spliced from 2 exons. NCBI's taxonomy places the organism in Eukaryota, Metazoa, Chordata, Amphibia, Anura, Pelobatidae.